UCAGUGAGCGGAGGAUGGAGACAGAGGAGUUGGUGACACUGAGACAAGAGGGAGAGAAGCAGCCGGCCGUGGGGAGUCAAUGACGAGGAUGGAAUAAUAGGCAUCUUUCUGCAGACCCCUUUUUGAAUAACACUUGUGCCUUCAGAUAUUGCUACUGUAAAGGUUUUGGAUAUUUGAUUUUCUUUCUUUUUUUUUAAUGCACAUUUCUCUGGAUGUGUGGCAUGUGAAAUUAUACAAGAGGUGAUGGAGGCUUGAGAAUGCAGCAACACUGAAAGACGGCUCUAUGCUACAGAACGCUCCUCUGUAAAAGCACAGUUUAGCUGAACAUUAGCAUUUGAAUCCUGGAUUAUUUUUUUUUUGUCCAUUUGACCGUUCUUUGUGUUUUUACUGUGAAGGAAUUUUAAUAGUACAGACAAGAUAAGAUAAUAACUGAAUAUCAGUGAACGAGGAGGGGAAGAAAAUAGUGUCCAUUCAGUAGGCUGGGACUCGGUUUUGCAUUUGUCUUGCCUCGGGAUACGAAUGUAGGAGGUGUCAGUUUUGGAAAGUAAAUACCACAGGGGUGUUGUGAAAGAACACGGAGCAGUAUAUAGUCUUUCUGACCGUGAAUACAAGGGUCAUUUGGAGAUCAGAGAAAACAGUGGCGCUAACCAGCCGUUUUCUCAACCACUCACAGCUGCUAGGGAAUUCGUAUUUAAACACUUAAGAAAAAAAUCAAACACAAAUUGUUCUGAAUACACAUUGAAAGACGUAAAGAGACCAUUAACUUCGUUUCAAAACUACUAGUCUGUGGAAAUGUACGAGUCCGAAUAAGAUAAAUCACGAAUGCUGAUAUACUUCUAAAAAUAUAUUAGGUUUUAUUUUUCAGUGUAAUGAAAGAAAUAGGUCUGGGUCUCUCUUGAAAGCUGCCCGUCUGAUUACAGCGCAGAGCUUGGUUUAACAGCAAUGUCCUGCUGAAGCCAACUGAAUCUCGACAUCGCCGCCCUCAUCAAAGAUCAACAGCGGCUCAAUAAAAAAAUACUUAAAACAGGAAAAUCUUUCCCACAGCGAAGCUACACGGACGUGUCACCGCCUUGUCAAGCAAACAUGGGGGAGCAACCCAUCUACAGCACACGAGCUCACGUCUUCCAAAUCGACCCCAGUACCAAGAAGAACUGGGUCCCGACCAGCAAGCACGCAGUGACCGUGUCCUACUUCUACGACAGCACAAGGAACGUCUACAGGAUCAUCAGCCUGGACGGGGCAAAGGCAAUAAUAAACAGCACCAUCACUCCGAACAUGACUUUCACAAAGACGUCCCAGAAGUUUGGCCAGUGGGCAGACAGCAGAGCUAACACUGUCUACGGACUGGGAUUUUCAUCAGAACAUCAUCUUGUGAAGUUUUCAGAAAAGUUUUCGGAGUUUAAGGAAGCUGCCAGGUUAGCGAAGGAGAAGUCUCAAGAGAAGAUGGAGCUGACCAGCACUCCCUCUCAGGAGUCUGCCCCAGGGGAUAUUCAGUCACCUCUGACCCCCGAGAGCAUCAAUGGGACAGAUGAUGAGAGGGCCACUCCAGACUUGACCCAGAACUCGGAACUGAGAGCCGAACCUACCCAGAAUGCACUAUCCUUCAUGCACAGGAACAUCAAUGGAGCUGUACCCACCAUACUGACACACAUGCACCUUGUCUCACCAAACCAAGAGGGCAGCAGCUCUGCAAUCAAUAAGCACUGGGAGGCGGAGCUGGCGGCUCUCAAAGGAAACAACGCCAAGCUCACAGCGGCGCUCCUCGAGUCCACAGGCAACGUGAAGCAGUGGAAACAGCAGCUCGCCGCCUACCAGGACGAGGCCGAGAGGCUACAUAAAAGGGUGACUGAGCUGGAGUGUGUGAGCGCUCAAGCAAACGCAAUCAAAUCCCACAAGACAGAGUUAAACCAAACAAUAGAAGAACUGGAGGCGACAUUAAAAGCAAAGGAAGAGGAAAUCGAGAGGUUGAAAGAGGAAAUGGAACAUGCCCGACAGCUGCAGACUCAGAGAGACACUCUCACACAGAAGCUUCAGGAAACAGAAACGAGGAACGCAGACCUGGAGGGGCAGCUGACAGAGCUGGGGCGGCGGCUGGAGAGCAGCCAGACGGAGCAGGAGAGCUUCCGCAACAAUUUAAAAACUCUGCUCGAGAUCCUAGACGGCAAAAUCUUUGAACUGACCGAGCUGCGGGAUAGCCUGGCCAAGCUGACAGAAUGCAGCUAAAGCGUGGCGGUUCUUCAGUGUGACCGCCUCUACAAUGUGAACGCCAUGCUGGAGCCCACAGGAGUUCUUCCUUCUUUCCUUCCUUCCUUCUUCAUCCACCUGGAAGAUAGAAAGUAUUAUUUGAAGUAUAAAAUACGACAAUAAUGAUGAUGCUGACUUCUAUACCCGGUAGAUCAGAUGGUUUUGCAGCUUUCUCUGCAGUUCAACAGCUGGAAAAGCUACAAUGAAUUGAGAGCCCUUUCUUGUCUUCAGAGGACCGUAGCUACUGCAAAGAACAGAUACCAGCAGGGUCAGCAGUGAAGCUACUGACCUAUCAACAGCAGAGGUCUAAAGUCUCAACUUUAGUUUAACUUGUUCAAUUCAAACAAGGGAGUCCUGUAAAAUUAAAAACACAGGUUUUAUUUUGAAAUACAGUGACAAUAUUCUA
Acipenser ruthenus (sterlet) is the source of this 2650-nucleotide messenger RNA. RefSeq names its product homer protein homolog 1. Bases 1084 to 2223 code for a protein of 379 amino acids. The transcript is spliced from 11 exons. The record is from RefSeq and is a predicted model, not a curated record. Lineage: Eukaryota; Metazoa; Chordata; Actinopteri; Acipenseriformes; Acipenseridae. Gene Ontology annotation, cellular component: plasma membrane; cytoplasm; dendrite. Gene Ontology annotation, biological process: regulation of store-operated calcium entry; G protein-coupled glutamate receptor signaling pathway. Gene Ontology annotation, molecular function: G protein-coupled glutamate receptor binding.